AUGUACUUGAACUUCGAUGAAUUUUACCGAUGGCCGAUCCUCGCGAUGAAGCUCAACAGAUCGCAUCCUCACAUCAAAAGAGACAAGAAAUGGUUCAUGCAAUUCUUCAUUCUACACGGAAUGUUUACCAUAAUAUUCCUACUGAUUAUUUACUGCGUGAUAUUCCACGAUUUGAAAAACAAUGACUUUUCAGCAACAUGUCGCAACGGAUGCCUCAGCGUUAUGUACUUCGUAGUAUCUUUUAACUACGCAGUCAUGCUGGCCAAUCAAGAUCUACUGACAAGUAUGUUUGAAAUAAUGAAGGCGGAUUAUAAGGAAACCCAAAGCUUUAUAACUGAAGAACAAAAAGUUGUUUUAAAGUACGCAGAACAGAGCAAAUGGGUGUGUACGCAAUGGUUGGCGAUAUCUAUCGCUGGAGUGGUCUUGUUUCCAUUAAGGAAUUUCAUUCUCUAUGCAUAUUAUUACUACAAAGAUGAUUUCAAGCUUGUGCCAGUGUAUGAUAUGACAUUUCCAAGAAUAAUAGAAGAGAAUAAAGAAAGCAAUUUCUUUGUAUAUCUCCUCACGUAUUUCCUUAUUAUGUAUUUUGGUUUGUAUGGGUCGUUUAUGUACGCCGCUUUUGUGCCUAUUGGUCCGAUAUUUAUGCUGCAUAGUUGUGCGCGGCUGGAGGUUAUUAUAAAGAGAGUGAAGGAUCUGUUUAUUUUGAAUAAUGAGGAGGAAGCAAACGAGAAAUUGAAAGAUAUAAUACAAGAAAUUCAAUACGUAUACAGUUUCGUGGAGAAAACCAAAAUAUGUUUUAGAGUAGUGUACGAGUUAACUAUGAAAGCUACCACGAUUAUUCUACCGAUAGCAAUCUACGAAGUCAUUAAGGCUUUCCACAAAGGCGAGAUCCGCGUGGAGUUAGGAGCGUUUAUUUUUGGCGGUGUUUUGAUAAGCAGUUCGCCGUGUUUCUACAGCGACCUGCUCAUGGAGAAGGGUGAGGAGCUUCGUCUAGCAGUAUAUAGCAGUAGGUGGGAGGAGGCGUCUUCUAGCAGAGCUCGGUCCACCCUGCUGGUGAUACUCCUGAGAGCCCUGCAGCCCAUCGCCAUACGUACCAUGUUCCGGACAGUCUGCCUGGAUGCUCUUACUGAUCUUUUCCAGCAAUCCUAUGCGAUUUUCAACCUUAUGUGUGCCAUGUGGGGAUAACGUAGUAUGUAUAUUAUAUUAACGUUGCGCACACGCAGUCAGAUUAUUGCA
Manduca sexta (tobacco hornworm) is the source of this 1233-nucleotide messenger RNA. RefSeq lists its product as uncharacterized. The transcript is spliced from 5 exons. The coding region runs from base 1 to 1182 and encodes 393 amino acids. Gene Ontology annotation, molecular function: olfactory receptor activity; odorant binding. The record is from RefSeq and is a predicted model, not a curated record. Lineage: Eukaryota; Metazoa; Arthropoda; Insecta; Lepidoptera; Sphingidae. Gene Ontology annotation, cellular component: plasma membrane. Gene Ontology annotation, biological process: sensory perception of smell; detection of chemical stimulus involved in sensory perception of smell.